CAAUCAACGAUGACCAGAACACGAUGAGCAGUACCACGAAAGCACCGCUGGCGGUGCAGCCCAACAAGCCCAUCGAAAUCCUACCAUCUCCAUCGUCCCAACUCUUCUCCAACCUCCAUCCCAUCCUCCUCCUGGGAACGCUGCUGUUUAACUUCAAGACGCUCGUCAACGACCCCGUAAACACGCUGCUCGGACUCGCGCCAACCAUCGCACUCCUUCAAGCGUUUUACUGCAUACUAUGUCUUCCGCCACCAGGGUCACAAGCCAAAGGAUCCGCCAAAAAGAAAGGCGCCAAAGCGAGCUCUGAUCUCGCCGGCCGAAUUGUCCCCACCUUCCUCUCCCUCCUCCUCACCCUCUUCCUCUCCGCGCCCGCCCUCUACAUCCUCCUCAUCCUCUUCGGCGCCCCGCUCACCACCCACCAACUCCACACCAUCCUUCUCGCUCUGCACCUCGCCCUCCUCACCACGCCCCACCUCUACUACGCCCACGGCCUGGUGAAAGAAACAUGGUUCCAGAUUGCGAGUCUGCAGAUUCCCGUGGACGAGGUGUUUGGCAUGACGCUGGGGGCUUGUGUGGGGGCGUGGGUGGGGGCUAUCCCCAUCCCGCUGGACUGGGAUCGCGAGUGGCAGAAGUGGCCGGUGACGAUUGUGGGGGGCAUGUAUGCUGGGGCUGUGGUGGGGAAGUUGGCUGGGGCGUGGGUGUUUAGGGGGUGGAGGGUGAAGAUAUCGUGAGGGAGGUGAUGUUUUGGACGGACAGAUGCUAAGCGGAUUUGUCCGUGUUCUACGGCAUCGACCUCUUUGCAAAGGCACAUGGCUCCUGCCCUUCACUUUGUGCCCUACCUGCAACUCGCAGCGUGCCCACGUUCUGCCUCGACAUGGUCGCCAAUGCCGGGUAUUGGGUUCGUCCUAGCGCAUGGGAGGCACGGCAGCUUGGUGGCCAAGUACAGAGAUCUCGACGGUGUCAUGCAAAGUAGCAUACGGAUUUACAGAUAGAUGGUCAAACGGGUGUCUGUACUCGCUUCUACACGAGUCGCGUGAGCUCGGGCAGAUUUGGUGGUGGUUGGUUGUCGAUGGCCCCACCUUCAAGCAGGAAGCACGCAAUCGCAGUGCAUCACACGCACGGCUGCAGUCUAACGAGAU
Molecule: messenger RNA, 1139 nt
Organism: Neohortaea acidophila
Lineage: Eukaryota; Fungi; Ascomycota; Dothideomycetes; Mycosphaerellales; Teratosphaeriaceae
Product: GPI biosynthesis protein Pig-F
Exons: 2
Coding region: 24-731 (235 amino acids)
Biological process (GO): GPI anchor biosynthetic process
Cellular component (GO): endoplasmic reticulum membrane
Source: RefSeq, a predicted model, not a curated record